AUGGAGCCCAGACUUCUCUGCUGGACCACUUGUUUUCUCCUGGCUGUGCGGUGCCUGCCAGUGCUGCCCUGCCCUCGCCGGUGCCUUUGCCUGCAGAGCACCGUCCGCUGCAUGCACUUGAUGCUGGAUCAGGUUCCUCAGGUGCCGCAGCAGACCACAGUCCUAGACUUGAGGUUUAACAGAAUAAGAGAAAUUCCUGAGAGCGCCUUCAAGGAACUCAAGAAUUUGAACACUCUUCUCCUGAACAACAACCAAAUCAGAAAGAUUUCCAGAAGCUUUGAAGGACUUGAAAAUUUGCUGUAUCUGUACCUGUACAAGAAUGAUAUUCGUGCACUAGAUAAGCAAACGUUUAAAGGACUCAUAUCCUUGGAACAGCUGUAUAUUCAUUUCAACCGAAUAGAAAUACUACAGCCAGAAAGCUUUGGAGAUCUUGGGAAAUUAGAGCGACUUUAUCUUUUAUUUUUUGGAUUUUUGCAUAAUAACAAAUUAUCUAAAAUCCCAGCUGGGAGCUUUUCUCAUCUGGAUUCAUUAAAGAGACUACGUCUGGAUUCCAACGCUCUAGUUUGUGACUGUGAUUUAGUGUGAAAGCCGGGGGAACUCUUGCAAAGUUAUGCUCGGAAUGGCCAUACGUAGGCUGCUGCUACAUGUGAGUAUCCCAGAAGGCUCCAGGGAUGCUCAGUAGCUUCAGUAACAGUAGAGGAAUUCAACUGUGAGAGUCCUCGAAUUACUUUUGAGCCCCAAGACGUAGAGGUAACGUCAGGGAAUACUGUCUACUUCACUUGCUGGGCUGAAGGAAACCCCAAACCUCAGAUUAUUUGGAUACAUAACAACCAUUCAUUGGAUUUGCGAGAUGAUGCUCGACUUAAUUUGUUUGCUGAUGGGACACUCAUGAUCAGGAGCACUCAAGAGUCCGACCAAGAUGAAUGUCAGUGUGUGGCCAGAAACGUGGCUGGGGAAGUCAAGACGCAGACUGCCAUGCUCAGCUACUCCAGUCUUCCAGCCAAGCCGAGUUUUGUAAUCCAGCCCCAGGACACAGAGGUUUUAAUUGGCACCAGCACAACUUUGGAAUGUAUGGCCUCUGGCCACCCACAGCCCCAUACUACUUGGACCAGGGGCGAUGGAGAGGCGCUGGAUGGAUCCAGGCACCUGGCUACUACCGGAGGACUUUACUUGCAGAACAUCACACUGCAGGAUCAUGGUCGAUUUACCUGUCACGCCAACAAUGAUCAAGGCUCUGUUCAAGCUACAGCAAACAUAAUUGUACAAGCUCCUCCACAAUUUACAAUGAGCCCAAAGAAUCAAGUGGUGCUAGAAGGACAUGCUGUAGAAUUUCUUUGUGAAGCAGAAAGCAACCCACCUCCAGGAAUUGCCUGGACAAAAGCAGGUAUUACCAUAUCUACAACCAAUUGUGAGGGUCAGCAUACAGUUCUCUCCUCGGGCACUUUGAGAAUUGACAAUGUAGUGCAUCAUGAUCAAGGCCAAUAUGACUGUCAAGCAGUCAGUCCAUUGGGAGUGAAAAAAGUGUCUGUCCAGCUGACUAUAAAAUCCAAAGUUCUUCCAGUGUUUAUUCAAGUACCUGAGGAUACAAGUGCAGAGGUUGGAAAGAAUGUAAAUAUUUCAUGUCAUGCUCAGGGAGAAUCACAGCCCAUAAUUAUUUGGAAUAACGCAGGUGUUCAGAUUACUGAGAGUGGUAAAUUCCAUGUUGAUGGUGGAGGCAUGCUAACCAUCUAUGAUGUGGGGCAAGCUGACCAGGGAAGAUGUGAAUGCGUGGCUCAGAAUCCAUUUGGCCUUGUUGUGGCCAGCAUGUUCCUCACAGUCCUUGCAACACACGGGAGACAAGCUGGAGAUGACUUUGUCGAAUCGUCCAUUCUUGAUGCUGUACAGAGGGUUGACAGUGCAAUUAACUCCACAAGAAGACAUUUGUUUUCACAAAAAUCUUGCACCCCUAGUGAUCUACUGGCUCAGUCUUGUUAUCCGCAUGACCCGUUUACCGUGGAGACGGCCAGAGCCGGGGAGAUUUUUGAGCACACACUUCAGUUGAUCCAGGAGCACGUGAAGCAGGGACUCACUGUGGAUUUGGAGGGCAGAGAAUUCUGCUACAAAGACUUGGUGUCCCCACGCUACCUCAGCCUCAUCGCCAAUUUAUCUGGAUGAACAGCCCACAGGCACGUGCCAAACUGCUCUGACAUGUGUUUCCACCAGAAGUACCGAACUCAGGACGGAACAUGUAACAACCUGCAGCACCCAACGUGGGGCGCCUAGCUCACGGCCUUUGAGCGCAUCCUGAAACCUGCCUACGAGAACGGCUUCAACUCACCCCGUGGGGUUGGCCACCACACCCCAUCCAAUCCCUUUCCACUGCCCAGGCUAGUCUCAACAGAGCUGGCGGCCACGGCGACUGUCACUCCUGACGAUAGAUACACACACAUGCUCAUGCAGUGGGGCCAGUUUUUAGACCACGAUUUGGACCAUACGGUGCCUGCAUUAAGCAUGUCUCGCUUCUUGGAUGGGCAGCCGUGCAGCUCUGUGUGUACUAAUGAUCCUCCUUGCUUCCCCAUUGUCAUUCCUCACCCUGACCCCCGGGGGACCGGAGCACCGUGCAUCUUUGCACUCUCCAGUCCUGUGUGUGGCAGCGGCGUGACCAACUUGGUGAUGAAUUCAGUGUAUGCCUGAGAACAGCUAAACCAGCUCACAGCAUACAUUGAUGCCUCUAAUGUUUACGGGAGUUCAGAGCGAGAAUCCCAAAUUCUCAGAGACCACUCAGAGCCCCAGGGACUCCUGAAGACAGGCUUACCUUGGGCCCCUUCCGGAAAGAACUUACUGCCUUUUUCCACAGGCCCACCCGCCGAGUGCACAAGCCAGGAGCAAGACAGCCACAGCCCCUUUUUCCUGGUCGGGGAUCACAGGGCUAAUGAGCAGCUGGCUCUCACAGCCAUGCACACCCUGUGGUUCUGGGAACACAACAGGGUUGCUAGGGAGCUGUCGGCCCUCAACCCCCACUGGGAUGGAGACACCCUUUUUCACGAAGCCAGGAAGAUUGUAGGUGCAGAGCUGCAGCAUAUCACCUACAGCCACUGGCUGCCCAAGAUCCUGGGGGAGCUCGGCCUGAAGAUGCUGAGGGACUACCAAGGCUACGACCCCAAUGUCAACGCAGGGAUUAUUAACUCUUUUGCUACUGCAGCCUUCAGAUUUGUACACACAUUAAUCAAUCCUAUUCUUUAUCGACUGAAUGACAUUUUUAGUGAAAUCCCCGAAGGCCACCUUCCACUCCACAAAGCUUUCUUUUCACCCUCCAGAAUAAUCAAGGAAGGUGGGAUAGAUCCACUCCUUCGGGGGCUAUUUGGCGUGGCUGCUAAAUUGCGGGUGCCCUCGCAGCUGCUCAGCCUGGAGCUGACUGAGAAGCUGUUCUCCACGGCGCAUUCUGUGGCCCUGGAUUUGGCUGCCACCGACAUUCAAAGGGGGCGAGACCACGGGAUACCUCCGUAUGUGGACUUCAGAGUUUUCUGCAAUUUGACUUCUGUUCAGAACUUUGAAGAUCUUCAAAAUGAAAUUAAAGAUUCAGUGAUUAGACAAAAACUGAAAAAGUUGUACGGCACUCCAGGCAACAUUGACUUCUGGCCCGCUCUCAUGGUCGAAGACCUGAUCCCAGGUACAAGAGCGGGACCAACACUUAUGUGCCUGUUUGUUACCCAGUUUCAGCGGCUAAGAGAUGGAGAUAGAUUCUGAUAUGAAAACCCUGGAGUGUUUACCCCCGCACAACUCACUCAGCUGAAACAGGCAUCACUGGGCCGUGUGCUUUGUGACAAUGGUGACAACAUUCAGCAAGUCCAGGCUGAUGUCUUCAUAAAGGCAGAAUACCCGCAGGAUUACAUGAGCUGCAGUGAGAUACCAAAGGUCGAUUUACACGUGUGGCAAAACUGCUGUGAAGACUGUAGAAGCAGAGGACAGUUCAGAGCAUUCACACAAGAAUCAGGAAAGAAACGCUCUGUUCAAUACAACUAUCCUGAUGAGAAAGAUAUGGACUUAAGUGAUCUAAUUAGUAGGCAACAAGAUAACUUGUACAUGGAUGAGAAUGGUAGAAAUAUGAUGCUUUUGGCAAAACCAAAAUUCUCCCAGGAUUUCAGCAGUUUUGCAGCAGAAAUUCAAAAAACCGUCAAAGCUCUCAAAAAGCAGAUAAACAAGUUGGAGGCACGCCUUGGGCAGGCAGGCCGUAUAGAUGAUAAAGGCAUUCGGAGAAACAGUGAGCAGUGGAUGAAAGAAGACUGCGUUAACUGUCCCUGUAGGCAUGGCCAGGUUACGUGUACGUUGGAGAUUUGUCCCCUGGCUCCGUGUUCCAGUCUUGAAUUGGUAAAAGGAAACUGCUGUCCAGUUUGCAGAGACCCAGGACUGCCAGCUGACUCUCCAGAGAAACCCUAA
Molecule: messenger RNA, 4416 nt
Organism: Equus quagga
Lineage: Eukaryota; Metazoa; Chordata; Mammalia; Perissodactyla; Equidae
Gene: PXDNL
Product: peroxidasin like
Biological process (GO): response to oxidative stress
Molecular function (GO): peroxidase activity; protein binding; heme binding
Source: RefSeq, a predicted model, not a curated record